AUGCCGUCCAACGGUCAGGGGCCUGAUGACCCAUACUACUCGUCCUCGUGGUCUGGGUACUCCCAGCCUGGUUCUUGGAACAACACUCCUCGAUAUACUCCUAGCUUGUCUUCCUAUGCGAGCUCCUCGUCAGCCCCACAGGUAUCUGGGAGCAGUCAUGGCAAUCAGAGUCACUACACUCAUUCGGCGGGUGGUCUGAUGCCAUACGACGAGUUCAGGAUGCCUCAGGCCUACUCCGAUACGCCAGCUCCGUCACAGUACUCCGCAAUGAGCACCUUUCACCAGGGCAUCGUGCAGCAGCAGAUUGCUCUUCCGCCCAGCAAUAACAUGCUCUACUGCGAGUUUCGACCCUGGACUGGUUGCCGAGAGCAGUUCAGACUCGAUGAUGUCGACUCGUGGAUCAGGCACACCGAGAACAUCCACCUAAAAGGUGCGUAUCCUGCGGCAUGCGUAUGCUGGUUUUGUGACGACUUCGACUUCAAAGUUGGUCAACGUUGUCCUGAUCCUGGCGAGAACUGGAGCCAGAGGAUGAGACACAUCGCCCACCAUAUGCUUCAUGAUGCAUAUCGAUUCGAACAAAGACGACCCGACUUCAGCCUUCUCGUACACUUGAAUCGUUAUAACAUGAUCCCUCCUCAGAGCUUCCAACAAGCCAUCAAUGCCAGCGAAGGCCCUCGUACUCAGAAUGUGUAUCCAUCGGGUUGGAGGCCGCCCAGAGAAGAGGCAGAGGUUCUUAUUGCAGGAAAUGGAAGAAGAAGGCGGAACCAGGGGAGGCAUCGCUGA
This is a messenger RNA of Colletotrichum costaricense, 783 nucleotides long. RefSeq lists its product as uncharacterized. The record is from RefSeq and is a predicted model, not a curated record. Lineage: Eukaryota; Fungi; Ascomycota; Sordariomycetes; Glomerellales; Glomerellaceae. The transcript has a single exon. The coding region runs from base 1 to 783 and encodes 260 amino acids.